AUGCUUUCCCCAAAAGAUAUUCUGCGAAAAGAUCUGAAGUUGGUCCAUGGUUAUCCCAUGACCUGUGCUUUUGUGAGCAACUGGGAAAAAAUUGAACAAUUCCAUAGCAGACCAGAUGAUAUUGUGAUAGCCACUUAUCCUAAAUCAGGUACUACUUGGGUUAGUGAAAUUAUAGACAUGAUUCUAAAUGAUGGAGAUAUUGAAAAAUGUAAGCGAGGUUUUAUUACUGAAAAAGUUCCAAUGUUGGAAAUGACUCUCCCUGGAUUAAGAACAUCAGGUAUAGAACAAUUAGAGAAGAAUCCAUCACCCCGGAUUGUGAAAACACAUCUACCAACUGAUCUUCUUCCUAAGUCUUUCUGGGAAAACAAUUGCAAGAUGAUUUAUCUGGCUCGUAAUGCCAAGGAUGUUUCAGUCUCAUAUUACCAUUUCGACUUAAUGAAUAAUUUACAACCUUUUCCUGGUACCUGGGAAGAAUAUCUGGAGAAAUUCUUAACUGGAAAAGUGGCCUAUGGUUCCUGGUUUACUCAUGUUAAAAACUGGUGGAAGAAAAAGGAAGAACACCCAAUACUUUUUUUGUACUAUAAAGAUAUGAAAGAGAAUCCAAAGGAGGAAAUCAAGAAGAUCAUUAGAUUUCUAGAGAAGAACCUGAAUGAUGAGAUCUUGGAUAGGAUCAUCCAUCACACCUCAUUUGAAGUGAUGAAGGACAAUCCUUUGGUAAAUUAUACACAUCUACCAACUACAGUGAUGGAUCAUAGCAAAUCCCCUUUUAUGCGUAAAGGGACGGCUGGUGACUGGAAGAAUUACUUCACCGUGGUCCAAAAUGAGAAAUUUGAUGCUAUUUAUAAGACAGAAAUGUCCAAAACUGUACUUCAAUUCCGCACAGAGAUUUAA
This is a messenger RNA of Pongo pygmaeus (Bornean orangutan), 891 nucleotides long. RefSeq names its product sulfotransferase 1B1. Lineage: Eukaryota; Metazoa; Chordata; Mammalia; Primates; Hominidae. The record is from RefSeq and is a predicted model, not a curated record. The coding region runs from base 1 to 891 and encodes 296 amino acids. Gene Ontology annotation, molecular function: sulfotransferase activity. The transcript is spliced from 7 exons.